Messenger RNA from Cynoglossus semilaevis (tongue sole), 2906 nucleotides. RefSeq names its product discoidin, CUB and LCCL domain-containing protein 1. Gene Ontology annotation, molecular function: signaling receptor activity. Gene Ontology annotation, cellular component: plasma membrane. Lineage: Eukaryota; Metazoa; Chordata; Actinopteri; Pleuronectiformes; Cynoglossidae. The coding region runs from base 124 to 2127 and encodes 667 amino acids. The record is from RefSeq and is a predicted model, not a curated record. The transcript has 15 exons.
CAUGUCCCGUGGCCAAUAGUAAAUAAGCAGUACUUUUCACCCUCAACUUCGCUAAAGGCAGAACGUCGAGGCAGCGGUGCUGUUCUUGCACCUUACUUUUCCCACGUAUAGUUGUAGAAAACCAUGCUUUGUUCGUGUGAAAACACCGAGGAUGCUGUGAAGAGUUUAACCACCGCUUUCUGGAUCAUAUUCAGUUUCUGUUGUCUACUUGUGGAAGGACAGGAAGGCGAUGGCUGUGGACACACACUUCUGGGCUCAGAGUCUGGCACUUUGGCCUCUCAGUACUAUCCUGGGACAUACCCCAGUAACACUCGCUGUACAUGGAGGCUUCGUGUGCCACAGGGACGCAUGCUGAGGCUGCUUUUUGGGGAUUUUGACAUCGAGAGCAGUCCAGGCUGCAGCAACGGUUCUCUGGUGAUCACUGCAAAGACUGGAGAACAUACACUGGGUCCAGUGUGUGGGAGACUUGAUGCAUCACAGAAGAACAUGACAGUUAAUAGUAAUGAAGUGACGGUAACCUUCACGUCCGGCCCACAUCGCUCUGGACGAGGAUUUCUGCUGUCCUACGCCACAGAGCAGUAUCCAGAUCUUAUUUCUUGUUUACAACGAGGAUCUCAUUUUAGCUCCCAGCAUUUGAGUGUGUACUGCCCCGCUGGAUGUAAGGAUGUGGCAGGGGAUGUAUGGGGGAACUCGGAACAGGGCUACAGAGAUACCUCGGUCCUGUGUAAAUCUGCCGUCCAUUCUGGAGCCGCAUCAAAUGUUGUGGGAGGACGUGUCACCGUGUAUCGGGAGAGGAGUCUUACACUCUAUGAAUCCACAUUUGCCAAUGGGAUCCUUUCAAAAAUGGGGUCGUUAUCUGAGAAGAAGCUUAUCUUCAGGCAAGAAUGCAACAACCUCCUGACUGCCUCUGUUUCUAACGCCUCGUCCUCCUGGAACAAAAAUAGUCUAGAGGGACCAAGGUUGCCAUCGUCCAAAAACAUGGUUUCAGAACUGGAGUUUACAGUGUGGACAGCAAAGAGCAACGACGCCAACCCAUGGGUGGAGCUGGAGCUGAGAGAAAGAAACACCAUCACAGGUAUAAUAACCACAGGAUCAAAUGAGUUCUACACAGAGUCCUACAUUCUUUCCUACAGCAAAGACCGAAAGAAUUGGAAGCUGUACAAGGAGGCUCUGAGCAAAGAACAGAAGGUCUUUCAGGCCUACACUGACGGUCACCUCAGAGUCAUUAACAACCUCUCUCCUGCUGUGGUGGCUCGGUUUGUUCGGUUACAGCCACAGACUUGGCACGGAAGAGCUUCAGCUCAGGUCCAAGUCUUAGGUUGCCCUGUCGCGAAGGUCACACCAAGGUCACGUCCAGAAGGAGACUCUCCGUCUGAUAAAGUUAAAAUGGGAACACCACAUCCACCCCCAAGUUCCUCCACCACCCCCUCUGAGAUCCCAGUGUUGGUGGAGACAAGACAGAGAACCAGUCAGUCUGUAAUAGUGGCAGUGGGAGUGGUCCUGGGUUUGAUAAUGUGCUGCAGUUGUUUGUUGGCUGGAGUCUGGUGGAAGAGAAGGAAGAAAGAUUCAGAAGUCAAGCAUUCUUUACCUAAAAAUUCUCCUAGUUUUCAGGUGAAAAAUCUUCCCUGCUCCCAAUCCGAGCUCAUUUCCUAUCCUCUGGAACGGAACGUUCACGAUGCUCUACCUCGUCCUCCUCUCAAUGACUAUGCAGAGCCGACUGCUAUUGGACAAAAGCUCGGCUCCACAUUCAGACCAAACACAGAUGAGGGCUACACCACCCCAUUCAUCCUGAACCAUUAUGACACUCCUGGAAACCUGCCAGAGUACGCUGAGCCACUUCCUCCAGAACCAGAGUAUGCCACGCCGUUCUCUGACCCACCCGGUGAGCUCAACAUGUCAGGGAAGAUCAGCUGCGCUCAUAGAAUCCCUACAUCAGCACCAGUCUCUGGAGCUGCGCUCACAUCCAGCCACGCCCAGUAUGACUGCCCCUCACACAGGAUGCUCUCCAACGGCUACUGCACUCCAGUCGUCCACGCCAAUGGCCCGCGACCAGUUAGCGUUGUGUACGCUGAACCCAAGUCAUGUGACUCUUUACAGAGGAAUCACACAUACGAGGAACCCUUGUGAGCACAGUGAGCUCAGACACAGAGAAGAAACAGACUCUUGUUAGCUGACAUGUGCACUGGGAGCAGAAAACCUCUUGGAGUCAUCUCAAGUGGAGCCCAAGCUGUUCUUUAUCAGGAGUAUACGACAGGAGUCAGCCAUCUGACAGGAGUCAGUGUGCUACUACUGUUCAGAUGAGAGAGAACAGAACCAUCCAGAACUGUUUACACACUGGUUUCCUUCCAGGAAGUGUGUAAAAGUAGUGUAAAUAUGUCCUGAUGCACAGAAAUGAUGCAGGUUCAGACACUGUUUAAUGUGUAAACACAAAGUGCACUUUCAGAAAUGACUGUACAAACAGAGUUGUAUUUAACAGAUUAAUAAAAAUGUUACUUGAACCCCAAAUAUAUUCUCUUCAGGGGAAAAAAAAUAGUAGUCUGUAAUGAUGUUGCCAUGACUGUAUAUAAACGCUAGAUGGCUCUGCUUUACAAUUUAACAAUAAUGACGGGUGUCUGCUGCAGCUUCUCUCGUCUCCGUUAAUGUUAAUUCGUUGUAUUCGAUGGAGAAAAGAGUUGACUUUAUUAUAUUUAUCAAUAAUGGUAAAGUAACAAAUAUUUGACCUUUUAAAAGUACUUGUAUGGAGUUGUAACACAGCAGACAAACUCGACUUGUAACUGAACUCGUCUCACUGCAGUGUCUUGGACAAAACUCAAACAUCUGCUCUGGCGUGGUAUUUUCCAUUUGAUUGAUUUUAAAAAUACCGUUUUAAAAAAUGUCAGUCCUUGUGUAAGAAUACCACAAACUAA